GACAGAGACAGUCGGGGCAAAGUGUGUUUUUGUCCCUCACAGUCUAAGCUCUUCCCAUCCUGUUACUGACGCCUCACUUCUGCUUGGAUUGUUGCCACUUCGACACCAUGCUGCUUCGGACUGCUGUCCUGCUCCUCCUCUGCCUGUCCACAGGGAUGUGUGCCACUUUAGGCUACUACCAGACUGACGCAAAGGAGGACGGAGGCCCUGCUGCUGAUUCAGUUGUUGCUGCCGAAGAUGCCUCUGUAGACGUAGCCAAAGAAGGUGUCACUGCUGUUGAAGUAGGUAAUUCAUCUUCAGCUGAGGCAAACGCAGGUAACAGCGUUUUUGGUGACAAACCGCUGCGUGAAAUAGGUGUGAAGGGUAGCCAAUCAGGUGACAAACAUGAAGAAGAUGUCCAGGUGGUGGCAGAAGGUGCUACAGUCAAAGAAUCAGUGCCAGGCAGUGAUGGGCCUCCUGGAGACAGCCCUGCUAUGAAAGCUUUUACUAAAGAAGCUAAGAGCCUGGAACGACCUUCUUCUGGGGAAGAGGCGAAUGAGAUCAGACCAGUUCAGACAAACAAGACCCAGAAAACACCACAGGAACAAGAAGACAGCAGCUGGAGCCUCAACUCUAUUAGAAAUAGUUUCCAGACUGCGCACGGAUACUUCGACUCCCUAGUGGAACUGGUCGGUGGACACAAUGGUGUUUGUGAGUACCGCUGCAAAAGAUAUGGAGAACUUCCUCAACCUCGUCCUGGCUUCCAGCUCUCAGAGCCCAACGGCUGCAGCACCUCUCUGGUGGGAUUCCAGGUGAAUGCUGCUCUUGACCUGGGGAUCCCUGCUAUGACAAAGUGCUGCAACCAGCUUGACAUGUGCUACGAAAACUGUGGUACGAGCAAGUACGACUGUGACUCCAGGUUUCGCGCGUGCCUGCAUGACAUCUGCUCUGACCUUAAGAAGAGUCUGGGGUUUGUUUCGAAAGUGCAAGCCUGUGAAUCGAUGGCAGAUGCUCUCUACAACACAGUUUGGACUCUGGGUUGCAGACCUUACAUGAACAGCCAGAGGGCGGCGUGUGUCUGCGAGGGAGAGGACAGGGAUGAACUGUGACACAGAACACUAUGGACAUCAUCUGUGUGCUUUUGAAGACAACUAACAGAGUCGUAUUUCCACACGCAUAGCGUGCAUUUAUAGGCUUCUUUUUUCUUUUUUUUCCUUCAUAGACGAGAUGCCUCACAAGAGCCUCUCAAGAUUUAGAGGCCAGAGAUUGAAAAAGACAUAAAAGAGGAAUUUAAGUGAACAAUUUCUUUGGAUUUAUUCACAAUUGUUCAUGCACAUUCACUCGCCAUGCUCCUCAUUUUAGGCCAAUUGACUCUAUGACUCCAUUACCAUAAAUUACUUGAUGACUCCAAACAAAGUGUGUGACGGGAAGAUAGAAAGGAUAUUGUCACCGGAUUAAUUUCCUCUAGACAGAAAGACACCAGAUAAUUACUGUGGUGCUCAUGGCUCCUUGUGUGCUGCUAUCUUAAAUUUGUCAAGCUGCUCAAACCUUAAGUCAGUGUCAUGUAAAUCUAAUGCCUACUAUGUUAAUGCUUGAUGUAAGUUAUUUGCCAGUUAUUUGUUAUUUUUAUGAAUACAUUAAAGACUAAUUGCAGCUAAACUGACACGAUUAACUCCAGAUUAAUUGUCGGAGUGAUGAAGCUCAUGCAUAAUUUCCAGACGCGGGGUUCUGAUAUUUCUUUCCCAGCACACUGUAAUGUGUGGCGUGCUCCUCAUCGAUUACACCAAGCAAAUGAGUCAGAACGCAUCUUAUAGAUGUUUUAGAUGGGGUGAGAAAUAAACCACUUCCAUAAAUCCACUAAGUCUCUAAGCUGUAAUCAAGCCUGGGAAAUGCCUGAAAGUGUGACCCAGAAAAUCAUCUCUCAUGUAGUAGCUGUUAUGAGUGAUGUGUGGCCCCUUUCUCGCUUUUUAAUCGAAAUGUCAUUCACUUUAAGGUGAGCAUAAUGUGCUGCAAGUCCAACAGAUGCAAACUUGUUAUGAUGUGUUAAUGAGAAUAAAAGUUAUCUCCAACAAUAUAAAUAACAGUAGAAGGAAGAUAUACUGUAUACACA
Molecule: messenger RNA, 2089 nt
Organism: Oreochromis aureus
Lineage: Eukaryota; Metazoa; Chordata; Actinopteri; Cichliformes; Cichlidae
Gene: pla2g12b
Product: phospholipase A2, group XIIB
Exons: 4
Coding region: 108-1088 (326 amino acids)
Biological process (GO): phospholipid metabolic process; lipid catabolic process; arachidonate secretion
Cellular component (GO): extracellular region
Molecular function (GO): calcium ion binding; A2-type glycerophospholipase activity
Source: RefSeq, a predicted model, not a curated record